GUUUUUUUUUAGUUUCUUUACACAGAGGGAGAGAAACCCGAGCGACGCGGGAGGCAGGAGAGCGUGAGGCCUUUCCUAGGAAGAAGAAAAAAAUCAAGAAGAGAAAAGAUUGUGUUUGAAGCAACAUAACGGCCGUUUGAGACGUUUUGGUUUCGUUUCUUUUCUCUGCUUUGUGAGGCCUUAUCCGCCACGCCUUAGACGGCGUCAUGCCCAGAGGAGGGAAGAAGGGACACAAGGGCCGCGGGAAGCAGUUCAGUAACCCGGAGGAGAUCGACAGACAGAUGCGGCUGGAGAGGGAGAAGGUGAGCUUGUGGGAGGAGAUCGAGAAGCAGAAGGCGAAGGAGAGGUACAUGAAGCUGCACCUGGAGGGCAAGACGGAGCAGGCCAGGGCCGACCUCGCCCGGCUGGCCAUCAUCAAGAAGCAGCGGGAGGAGGCCGCCCGCAAGAGGGAGGAGCUCAGGAAAGUGAAAGAAGAGGCCGAAGCCAAGUCCAAGCGCUAGGGCCCCCCCACCGCGACGGGGAAUUUGGGGGUGGUGUGAUGGACCGGUGGGUGGGGGGGUGGGAGGGUAAGGCUUGGGGUGUCCACAGUCUGCCCACCCCCCCCUUCACUUUCCUCUGGCAGGCUGGGUGUGGGGGGGUGCUUUGUGUGGCGGGACCGGGGUGACUUGGGGAGAGGAGGAAGAGAGGAAGGACACCCCCUGUGCUGUUCAAUCCCGGAGACUAGAGAGUGACCCCCCCCUCUCCCCUCCCCUCCCCCCCCCACGCACACCACCAGCUCCUCUUCAGUUACUGCUGCUGGAAGUGUGUUCAUUCCCAGUUUCUUCCGGAGUUUUUAAUGGUUUACAUCUGUGGGGGGAGGGUCUGGGGGUGUGGGGGGGGCGACUGUCCCUCGGGACAGCCGGAACCGGGACCAAGGGGAACCAGC
Molecule: messenger RNA, 925 nt
Organism: Lepisosteus oculatus (spotted gar)
Lineage: Eukaryota; Metazoa; Chordata; Actinopteri; Semionotiformes; Lepisosteidae
Source: RefSeq, a predicted model, not a curated record